This is a messenger RNA of Fusarium keratoplasticum, 267 nucleotides long. RefSeq lists its product as uncharacterized. NCBI's taxonomy places the organism in Eukaryota, Fungi, Ascomycota, Sordariomycetes, Hypocreales, Nectriaceae. The coding region runs from base 1 to 267 and encodes 88 amino acids. The transcript has a single exon. The record is from RefSeq and is a predicted model, not a curated record.
AUGGCCCAAGGCACAAUCAAGAAGCUCGGCCGGGCAACACCGGCCAAGGUGACGCACUCGAAGCGCCAGGCGUCCAAGGUGGCCAAGCCGAAAAAGACAAAGGCCAGCGUCGACAAGACGCACAAGAAGUUUACGAGCGGCAUGACGGCGCGCACCGAGGCGCUCCUCGGGGAGAGGGCUGGGCAUCUGGAGCUCAUCGGGCAGGGGAAGAAGAAGAAGGGGGAUAAGAAGACGACGCAGAAGGGAGGGUCAAAGAAGUUUGGUUAG